AUGGCGGCCGCUAGGACCAAUGCUGGCAGCCAGGUGCUCGAUGUGAUAUCCAGUGCCGAGUGGAAACCACGUGACUGCGCAGAUAUCCAAGAGUCAGGUCGUAACGUAAGUGGUCGCUACGCCAUCUAUCCUGACGACUGCGACGACCCUUUCUUCGUGUACUGUGAUAUGGAGACAGAUAGAGGAGGAUGGACGGUGUUUCAGAAGCGUCUGGAUGGCGGUGUUGAUUUCGACCGGGACUGGUCGGCUUACAAACAUGGCUUCGGCUCGGUGACGGGCGAGCACUGGCUUGGGAACGAGAGAAUUCGUCGCAUCGCCAGUCAAAAGCUCUAUCAACUCCGCAUAGAUUUGGAGGACUUCGAGCGGGAGACGAGGUACGCCGAGUAUCGAACCUUUCGCCUCUCCGACGAAAACACCAACUACGUGCUGAGGGUGGGCCAUUACACCGGGGAUGCAGAUUACCUUUUCGCUCGUCUCUCUUUUCUCUACUCUUUCAUUAUCUCAUCGAUAUCAAGUGUACUUUCUUCUCCUUUCUCUUCCUGUCCCGCUCCCUCUCUCUAUCAUUAUCAAGGCAAUGGUCUGACGUCGCACAGCAACCGACCCUUCACGACGAAAGACCGCGACAACGACGCGCAUGAAGGGAACUGCGCGGCGACGUUCUUCGGGGGCUGGUGGUACUACGCAUGCCAUGCGACCUCCCUCAAUGGUCUUUAUCUUGCGGGGCCCCACGAGGCGACAUCGCAGGGCGUCAAUUGGUCGCCGUGGAAAGGACAUCGUUACUCUCUCAAGCGAGCUGAAAUGAAGCUCCGCCCGCUGUCUGCGUUAGCAAGGCUGGAAGGAUUGUGAGACUAUGCCGAAGUCUUAUAACCACGUUGUCAAUAUUGUGAGCGGAGAAGUGGAA
Strongylocentrotus purpuratus (purple sea urchin) is the source of this 901-nucleotide messenger RNA. RefSeq names its product ficolin-1-like. The record is from RefSeq and is a predicted model, not a curated record. Bases 1 to 846 code for a protein of 281 amino acids. The transcript is spliced from 5 exons. Lineage: Eukaryota; Metazoa; Echinodermata; Echinoidea; Camarodonta; Strongylocentrotidae.